AUGGCGCCCCGACUCGACAGACUGUCCGCCCAGACAGUCAUCCGACCACCAACAGAGCGCACCCUCCGAUUCACAGAGAAUGGCACCUUCCACAUCUCAGUCUUCGAAGACCUACAUUUCGCCGAAGACGACAAAAAAGACGAAAAAUCAACAGAAGUGAUGUCAUACAUCCUCUCAAAAGAAGAAAUCGACUUCGUAGUCCUAAACGGCGACUUAGUCUCCGGCGAGCGGACCCAAAAAGCCGACAGCAAGAAAUACGUCGAUAGAGUCGUGUCCCCGCUUCUAGACGGGGGAUACAAAUGGGCUUCGACGUACGGCAAUCACGACAGCGAGGUUAACCUUGAUCCCAAGGAAGAUAUGUUCGAGGCUGAGACGCGUCAUGCGAACAGUCUUACGGAGAGUAAGGUUUUCGGUCCGAAGGCUGGUAUCACUAAUUACUACCUGCCUGUUUUCUCGCAUCGUGCGGCGCCCACCGAUAAGCCGGUGCUUAUUCUUUGGUUCUUUGAUUCGAAGGGUGGUCAUUACUAUCAGCCUGAGGGAACUGGAGGGCCUUCUGUUAAGAGGCCGAGUUGGAUUGAUGAGUCUGUGGUGGAUUGGUUCACUGAUACGGAGUCCAAAAUCAAGGACAAGUGGGGUGUCAUCCCAUCGCUGGCUUUCUAUCAUAUCCCGGCCCAUGCCAUGCUGGAAUAUCAAAGCAAAGACAACGUUGACCCGCAUCGAAACCCAGGUAUCAAUGGCGAACGAGUGAAUCCGCAGGGAACAGGCGAUUGGAGCUAUGAUAGUCAAGAUGUCAAGUUCAUGAAAGCACUCCUUCACACCGAGGGCUUGAUUGCCGGGUUCAGUGGCCACGACCAUCAAAAUGACUGGUGUUUCAAAUGGGACGGCACUCUAAUCGACCACGACCUAACAGGAAACGGCAUGAACAUGUGCUACGGCCGACACACAGGGUACGGAGGCUACGGCGACCUAACCCGCGGCGGCCGACAAAUUCUACUGAAUGAGAAGAGUCUCCAGGAAGGAAUCGAGACUUGGAUUCGGUUGGAGGAUGGGUCCAUCUCUGCGCAUGUCACGCUGAACUCGACUUAUGGUCAGGAUCCGUAUCAGGCGGUUUCGAAUGGUGGUGUGACGCGGCCGGGUGUUAACUCGGAGGGAUCGGUGCUUUCGCUUUUCUGGAUGUUUAUUCCUCUGUCCAAGCUUUUCCGGUGGUAG
This is a messenger RNA of Penicillium antarcticum, 1209 nucleotides long. Its product is annotated as metallophosphoesterase family protein. Gene Ontology annotation, molecular function: hydrolase activity, acting on ester bonds. NCBI's taxonomy places the organism in Eukaryota, Fungi, Ascomycota, Eurotiomycetes, Eurotiales, Aspergillaceae. The record is from RefSeq and is a predicted model, not a curated record. The transcript is spliced from 4 exons. Gene Ontology annotation, cellular component: cytoplasm. The coding region runs from base 1 to 1209 and encodes 402 amino acids.